UCGUCCAAGCCACCAAGUUCCGCUUCUGUGUGGAUCCUGGAAGAGAUUUUGGGAUAUAAAAUCAAGGAACUCUUAUGCAGCACUUUUGAGUUAAUCUCGUGAAUGUCAUCAACUUCAUGACACAUUAAUUAGCCCCAUGUUCUAAUCACGCGCAAACAAGAGAGAGUACUUGUGUCACUGCAACCUCAAAAUAAUUCCUCACCCAGUCUCUCUGUCACUUCUACCGGUAGCGCGAGCCACACAACGCAGCCAUGGCCGGCGACGAUCAGCGCGCGCUACAGUAUGAACAAACUUUGAUGUAUGGUCGCUACACACAGGAGUUGGGGGCGUAUGCUAAAGAAGAGGCAGCUCGCCUGAGGGAGGAGGGGGUUGCGCUCGGUCAGAGAAGGCUCUCUGGAACUUUGGAGUACGACAGGAGCCGCUGUGCCAAGUGUCGCAUCUGUACGGUGCGCUGUCAGAAGUUCCUCAUCUCUCGUGUUGGUGAAGACUGGAUCUUCCUCAUCCUCCUGGGUCUAUUCAUGGCUCUGGUCAGCUGGGUGGUUGACUUCGCUAUUGCCAUCUGUCUACAAGCACAGAAGUGGAUGUACGGAGGCCUGGAGAGUAAUGUGUUUCUCCAGUACCUGGCCUGGGUCACCUACCCUGUGGUGCUCAUCACCUUCUCAGCUGGCUUCACACAGCUGCUGGCCCCACAGGCCGUAGGUUCAGGUAUCCCAGAGAUGAAGACCAUUCUGAGGGGUGUAGUGCUGAAAGAAUACCUCACCUUUAAAACCUUUGUUGCCAAAGUCAUCGGUCUCACCUGUGCCCUGGGCAGUGGCAUGCCUCUGGGCAAGGAGGGUCCGUUUGUUCACAUUGCCAGUCUGUGUGCUGCACUCCUCAGCAAAUUCAUGUCUCUGUUUGGUGGAAUCUACGAGAAUGAGUCGAGAAACAUUGAGAUGUUGGCAGCUGCCUGUGCUGUGGGGGUGGGCUGCUGUUUCGCUGCCCCUAUAGGAGGUGUGCUGUUCAGUAUUGAGGUAACGUCUACAUUCUUUGCGGUGAGGAAUUACUGGAGAGGGUUCUUCGCUGCCACCUUCAGUGCCUUCAUCUUCAGAGUCCUGGCCGUGUGGAAUAGAGACGAGGAGACCAUCACAGCUCUGUUUAAAACCCGUUUCCGUCUGGAUUUCCCCUUUGACCUCCAGGAGCUCCCAGCCUUCGCUGUCAUUGGUAUUGCCAGUGGUUUUGGCGGGGCAUUGUUUGUCUACCUGAACAGAUUGAUAGUCCAGUUCAUCAGGAAACAGAAGACCAUCAACAAGUUCCUCAUGAAGAAGCGUCUGCUGUACCCAGCCCUGGUCACUUUGCUGGUGUCUACGCUAACCUUUCCCCCCGGCUUCGGACAGUUCAUGGCAGGCAAGCUUACCCAGAAGGAGUCUCUGGUGACGUUGCUAGAUAACCGGACAUGGGCCAAGCAGGGCAUAGCCGAGGGGUUUGACUACAUCGGCAACUCCCAGGCCUGGAAUCACCCCCAGGUCAACGUCUUUGUAACCCUCGUCCUCUUCAUCGUCAUGAAGUUCUGGAUGUCUGCUCUGGCUACCACCAUCCCUGUGCCCUGUGGAGCCUUCAUGCCUGUCUUCGUCAUUGGGGCAGCGUUUGGCCGUCUGGUCGGGGAGAGCAUGGCCGCCUGGUUCCCUGAUGGCAUCCACUCUGAUGGCACCAUCUACCCCAUAGUGCCAGGAGGGUACGCCGUCGUGGGUGCGGCGGCCCUGUCUGGAGCGGUGACCCACACGGUGUCAACGGCGGUCAUUGUGUUUGAGCUGACGGGUCAGAUCAGCCACAUCCUGCCGGUGAUGAUAGCGGUGAUACUGGCCAACGCCGUGGCCCAGUCCCUCCAGCCCUCGCUAUAUGACUCCAUCAUCAGGAUCAAGAAACUACCGUACCUCCCUGAGCUGGGCUGGGGACACCACGAGAAGUAUAAUAUUCGUGUGGAGGACAUCAUGAUCAGGGAUGUGAUGUACAUCACCCUCAACUGCUGCUACAGAGACCUGCAUGAUGUACUGCUGACUGGACACCUCAAGACCCUAGCGCUGCUCGAGUCCAGUGAGUCGAUGAUCCUGCUGGGUUCUAUUGAGCGUGCCCAGCUCCAGGCCCUCCUGUCCCUACAGCUGGGCCGGCCACGGAGGCUAGAGUACCUGAGAGACCGGGCUACUGCUGAGAAGAAGCGCCUGUCGAUGGUCUCCCACCCGGGCAGCAAGGACGGCUCCCAGAGGGUUAACCAGGAGGUUCGGUUCCAGAUCUCCACAGAGGAGUCUUCCUUCAGUUCCACCCCUACCCUCUCCAUGAAGCCACUGAAGCCGGCCCUGAAGAGACCCUCUGUGGUGGACCGCCCUCCUGAUAUACCCAUGCCCACAAGUCCACAGGACCACUCUGGCAACACCUUAAAGAAUCUCUUCUGUGUCAACCCUGAGACAGAAGGCCUGGAGGAUGACUUCGAUGUGGAUGAUGACAUGACCAUCAGAGAGAUUGCAGAGUGGGAGGAGAACCAGCUUGACGAGCAUGUGAACUUUGACAACUGCAAGAUCGACCCCGCCCCCUUCCAACUGGUGGAGCGCACCUCACUACAUAAGACCCACACCAUCUUUUCUCUGCUGGGGUUGGACCAUGCCUACGUCACCAGCAUUGGACGACUCAUCGGAGUGGUGUCCCUCAAAGAGCUGCGGAAGGCCAUCGAGGGCUCUGUGGCGGUAAAGGGGGUGAAGGUGCGCCCCCCUCUGUCCAGUUUCCGGGAAAGCGGCACCAGCGGCAGCAGCAGCAGCAAUAGCGAGAACGAAGCCACAGAGCUCCACAAGCUGUGGGACCGUCACAAAUCCAUGUCCCUCCCCCGGGAGCACCUGGCCUCCGACUCUGACGAGAAGUCCUUGUGAGGGGGAUGGGGACAGGGAGAUGGGGACAGAUUUUUGGGAGAGGUAUACUGGAUGGGGAUUGAGACAGGUUAAUGUAGACAGGUAUAUUGCCGAGGAGUAGGAUUUUAAUUCUGGAAUAUAGUUCUCGCUUCCUCUUCUUCCUCUCCUUGCCUUCCCCUCUCCAUCCCUCUCUCCUUUACCCCUCCUCCUGGUGGGCCUUUGUGCCCUGCACUUAUUCAACUCUUAUGGAGGAGGGAUUGACUCACCACAGACUGGACCCUGCUCUCCACUAGGCUUGGGGGGGCCCACAACAGAAUAGAUCUGUGUGUUAGGGAGGGGAGAGGAGUUAAUGUGUCACUGCUUAACAAAGUUUGUCAGAACAAAAUGUAUAGAUUGUUUUUGACUGUAAAAGGGAUUGCAUUUUCUUUUUUUGACAACUUUGGUAUUGGUGAGGAAAUGUUCAGUUUGUUUGCAUUUUGUGGACCUGUAAACGUUUCUUUCUGACCAGUCUUCCAUAUGCAGACGGUUCAACAGUGACGAGAAGAUAGACUUGUGUAUCGGUAUGGAUGUGAGUGUAUGUAUUGAGUGCAUAGACGCAUUGGUUGGUAUGUAUUUACAUGAAGAAAGUAGUGAAACCAACCACCUGCUUUAAUUCCUUUGUGAUUCUUCUUAUCAGACACAUUUCAGUCUUAUCAUUUCAGCAGUGUUCUAGUUUGUUCCCAUCUGUUUUAGUGACCUGGAACUGGAAAUAAGUAGCCUAGUGGUUAGAGCAUUGUGCCAGUAACCGAAAGGUCGCUGGUUUGAAUACCCGAGGCAUCAAGGUGAAAAGUCUGUGUCUUUGAGCAACACGUAACCCUAAUUUGCUCCAGGCGUGCCGUACUACUAUGGCUGACCUGGUAAAACAACACAUUUCCCUGCAACUAUCUGGUGUGUAUGUAUGGGACAAUAAAAAAUAAACCUUGCCUCUGUAGAGAGAACCACAUACUGUUCUGGUCUCACAUUGGGAGAUGUCUUCACCACUCUUUCUUUCAGUCCUCUCCCUCUACCCCUAUUAUUUUCUGUGUUACAUUAGUGCUCGAGUCUGAGUGAGAGAAUAGUCUACUCUAUGCAAACAGAUGUACAGUAUGUAUGUAGGUAUUCUGUAUUCUGGUGAAAGGGUUAACAUUUACCUCUCAGCAUGCUUCAACACACAUGCUGUGCACUCCUUUAAGAAAACACGGCCUCAAACACACACACACAGGUUUUAAUAAGAGCCAGCCAAUAAGAGGGCUUUCUCGAGAUGUGGCUCUUAGUAAGCCUGACUGAGUAUGUUGGGCUAGGGAGAGAGGAGGAGAGGAAGAAGGAGAGUGAAUGAAAGCAUUUUCUGAUAUCUAAUCUGCUGUGUUAGGGAGUUUUCUUCAAUAGAACCCAGGGUAGCUUUCUGGUUGGCCAACUUCACAUCCCCACUGUCCACUGUCCAGUUACACUACGGUGAUCAGAGUAAGGUCAGACCCAGACCACAUAGAACCAGUUUAAAUAAUGCUGACCAGUAGCCAACUGACUAACACUAGAUAUCUGAACGAACUGACCAAUGAUCAAACAUCCAUACUGACCAAUUAGAAGCCGUCAGCAUUACCGAUCGGUGAUCUAUACAUGGCUAAUGAUAAAGCACUCCAUUCCUACUACAGUAUGAUUUAUCAAUAGUCCUACUGAUGUAUAGAGCUGCCUAGAGGAUGUCUGGUUAUAUGGUUAAGAGUCUGACCUCAGUGAUUUUGACUUAUUCAUGUAUUUUCCUCACCACAGUCGUUGGCUUAAUGUGCUGCAUGGUUUCCUUAGUCAUUUGAAUGUAUUUAACUAUUAAGUAUGUUUUGCUUGGUGAUAUAAGCUCCAUACUGCACAAGCCCAGUGUGCAGCUUCCAAUCAGAUCACAUACACUCCCUUAUUGAAUUGUCGGUAAAAAAAAAAAGUAAGUAUGGCCAACAUUUUCAGACUGACAUGCCCAUCCUCACAUGCAGAGAGACACACACACACCUUGAGUGACAGCAUGGCUUUGCAUGAAAGAGUGCAUGUGACUUUGAAGGCUGUGUUUUCAUAUUGUUAGAACUAUGACCAACCUAUUCAACCCUGUAUAUAGGGUUGGAUAGGUGACUUUCUAAGUGUAACCCUGGGUGUAUAUCAUUUUAAUGGACAAUGUCAAUAUGCUGAUGGCUAUUUUGUUGAAUGUUUUUAUUCACACUUAUUUUGCAUCUUUUCUCAUUGCAUUAGUUUUGAUCUAGGUUUGAUUGGCAUUCAUUCAUACAAUGAGCUUUAAUCAUGGCUUAUUUUGGAAAUGGAGAUGGGCUUUUUGGGGAGUGUGUGGAUUUAAGACUUUGCUAUACGUUUACAGAUUUAACAUAGUUAACAUCAUUUCUGUAAUACGUGAUUGUUAAUUUAAAAUCUAACUGAUCUACAUUGCUAUCUAUGGAGUUGCUCUUCCUGCAACUCCUUUUUAGUUUUUGUUGCGUCUUGCUCUUCCCUGUCUGAUUGUUAUAAAAAGGUCCAAAGUUCAGUGUUUUUCCAGCCUUGCAGCAUGUACUCAACAUUUCUAAAAUGUUUAUGUAUGUAAUUUGUACAAUGCAAGUAACACUAUAACGCUAGCAGAAUGAGACCCACUACCUGAAGUAACAGGAACAUUUAACCAACGUUUAUAGAAUGUUUAAAGGACCCAUGGGUGUUCUCGGUGGUCUGUAUGACAUCGUCAUUUCACAAGUGCCUACAUCAUCCGGGCCCCUGCAUGGUAACAGGGGUAGGAUAGGUUUUCUCUGCAAAUGAAUGUGAUACGUUUUUAAGAGAUAGAAAUGACUACCCAUAUCCUUGCAUAUAUAUAUAUAUAUAUAUAU
Oncorhynchus masou masou (cherry salmon) is the source of this 5731-nucleotide messenger RNA. Its product is annotated as chloride channel protein 2-like. Gene Ontology annotation, cellular component: plasma membrane. The record is from RefSeq and is a predicted model, not a curated record. Gene Ontology annotation, biological process: transmembrane transport; chloride transport. Gene Ontology annotation, molecular function: voltage-gated chloride channel activity. Lineage: Eukaryota; Metazoa; Chordata; Actinopteri; Salmoniformes; Salmonidae.